Molecule: messenger RNA, 597 nt
Organism: Carassius carassius (crucian carp)
Lineage: Eukaryota; Metazoa; Chordata; Actinopteri; Cypriniformes; Cyprinidae
Gene: bet1
Product: Bet1 golgi vesicular membrane trafficking protein
Exons: 5
Coding region: 106-447 (113 amino acids)
Biological process (GO): vesicle fusion with Golgi apparatus; endoplasmic reticulum to Golgi vesicle-mediated transport
Cellular component (GO): Golgi trans cisterna; SNARE complex
Molecular function (GO): SNAP receptor activity
Source: RefSeq, a predicted model, not a curated record
GCCUUCGCGUGCGGCUUAAUCCUCCGCGGCUUCCGUAAGGUGUCGUGGCGCUUGUGGAGUUACGAAGGCGAAAGUACAGCGGCUCUAAAUAGUUUCCGGCUGAUAAUGAGGCGUGCGGGUUUGGGUGAGGGUGGCCCUCCAGGCAAUUAUGUAGCAAGUGGAUACAGCGUGUAUGAGGAGGAGAAUGAACAUCUACAGGAGGGACUGAGAGCUAAAGUACAUGCACUUAAACAUCUUUCAAUUGACAUUGGAAAUGAAGUCAAGUACCAGAAUAAAAUGUUGGGAGAAAUGGACUCAGACUUCGACUCAACUGGAGGUCUGUUGGGAGCCACCAUAGGUAGACUGAAGCUCCUCUCCAGGGGAAGCCAAACUAAGGUGUAUUGCUACAUGCUGCUGUUUGCUCUGUUUGUUUUUAUUGUCCUGUACUGGGUGAUCAAACUGAGGUGAUUGAAGACUGAUGAGAAUCUUCAGGACCUUUCUAAUGUGCCAUGCUUAUUUGGAGGAGAGGGGCAGAACCCUCACAGUGAUGACGAGGACUGAGGUAAUUGAGGAGUGCGUGAGAGCAUUCUUUCCUCUUUCCAUUGGACAAGAAUUUGA